Penicillium diatomitis is the source of this 1206-nucleotide messenger RNA. It is a transcript of the gene kin28, whose product is annotated as TFIIH complex serine/threonine-protein kinase subunit KIN28. Gene Ontology annotation, molecular function: RNA polymerase II CTD heptapeptide repeat kinase activity; cyclin-dependent protein serine/threonine kinase activity; ATP binding. Gene Ontology annotation, cellular component: transcription factor TFIIK complex; cytoplasm; transcription factor TFIIH holo complex. The coding region runs from base 1 to 1206 and encodes 401 amino acids. Gene Ontology annotation, biological process: protein phosphorylation; positive regulation of transcription by RNA polymerase II. NCBI's taxonomy places the organism in Eukaryota, Fungi, Ascomycota, Eurotiomycetes, Eurotiales, Aspergillaceae. The transcript is spliced from 2 exons. The record is from RefSeq and is a predicted model, not a curated record.
AUGGCCCUCUCCCCAUUCGGCUCUCGCUCGCCUGCAGUCACAGUCGCAUCGCCAAACUCUGCUUUACGGCUGAAAGCGGCGGCAGCCGCGCCACAGAAUGCAUCUGCAUCGACUUCAACGAUCAUCAGAUCAGAUCUGAAUCCUGAACGCGAGCUUGCGGAACAGCUGAACGAUGAUAUCCGACGGAAAUACGUCAAAGGCAAGAAGCUUGGUGAAGGAACAUACGCCAUUGUUUACCUUGGCAAUUACCGCGACGAUCCGUCCUCCCUUGUUGCCAUCAAGAAGAUCAAAGUGAAUGCAGAAUAUAAAGAUGGACUUACAAUGGACGCCAUUCGAGAAGUCAAAUACCUCCAGGAGCUCUCGCAUCGAAACAUCAUUGCUCUGCACGACGUCUUCUCCUCCAAGGAUCAGAAUCUCAACCUGGUACUAGAGUUUCUCCCCGGUGGGGACUUGGAGAUGUUGAUCAAGGACGGAGAUAUACAUUACGGUGCGGCGGACAUCAAAGCUUGGAUGGGCAUGUUAGCUCGCGGGGUAUGGUUUUGCCACGAGAACUUCGUCCUUCACCGAGAUAUCAAGCCGAACAACUUGUUGAUCGGGGCCGACGGCGAGGUCAAAUUGGCUGAUUUCGGUCUGGCACGGUCGUUUGCAGAUCCGUACCUGAACAUGACUCAUCAAGUCAUCACUCGCUGGUAUCGACCUCCUGAGCUGCUUUUCGGUGCACGGCAGUACUCGGGGGCGGUGGACGUCUGGUCCAUGGGCAUGGUCUUUGCCGAAUUGUUGCUCCGCGUGCCUCUGCUAGCCGGCAUGUCUGAUUUGGACCAGAUCACCAAAAUUUGCGAGGCCUUCGGCACGCCGACGGAGGAGAAUUGGCCGGGUGUCACUCAACUGCCCAAUUAUGUGACGGACAAGGUGGUGCCGUUGCAAGGUCGGGAUUUCUUCCUCAGACAGUUCCCUACGGCUGGUCCGGUGGGGGCUGAUCUGCUCAUGUCGAUGUGUGUUUUGGAUCCGCGGAAGCGCGCUACUGCACUGCAGGUGCUGCAGCAUCGAUGGUGGACCACAGAGCCACGACCAACGAAUAAUGAAGAUCUCCCACGGAAAUCGGGGACUAAGAAGAUGGGGAAUGAUUUGGCCCGCGUUGGGGGGGAGACCGACGAGGGGCUUUUCAAAAAUGCUGCUCGGCAGUUGGACUUUGGUGGCAAGAAAUGA